Salvia hispanica is the source of this 1122-nucleotide messenger RNA. RefSeq names its product homeobox-leucine zipper protein HAT5-like. Gene Ontology annotation, cellular component: nucleus. Gene Ontology annotation, biological process: positive regulation of DNA-templated transcription. Gene Ontology annotation, molecular function: sequence-specific DNA binding; DNA-binding transcription factor activity, RNA polymerase II-specific. NCBI's taxonomy places the organism in Eukaryota, Viridiplantae, Streptophyta, Magnoliopsida, Lamiales, Lamiaceae. The record is from RefSeq and is a predicted model, not a curated record.
UUGUUUCACAAUUUUGCUCCUCGUCUUCUUCUUCAUCCUCACAAAUCGCGGCGCAUGGUUUUCUCUCUCAUCCAAUUCCCCCUCUUCUUCUGAGCGAUGUUCUUGAGCCCUCUCUUUCUCUCACACAACUCCUAUAUCAGCAUUAUGCUCCACACCACUUUCUUCCGCCACAGGCUUUAAAUGCAUCUUCAUCUUCUUCCCUAAAUUUCACAUUUGUUUUCCAGCAAAAGAGGAAAAAUGAAAAUGAAAAGCUCCACAGAUUUCGACGAUUCUCUAUUGAAUGAUGAGAAAUUAAUCCCCUCCGAUUCUCACUGGAUCGCGAAUUCUUCCCCUAAAUUUCACGGUAUGGUGAACUUCGAGCAGGCGCGAGGAGAGAGAAGCAGCCGAUCAAGGCAGUCCGAUUGCGGAGCGGAGAACUGCGACGACGAGUUCGAGAGCUGCCUCCACCAGCCGCAGGAGAAGAAGCGGCGGCUGACGGCGGAGCAGGUUCAGUUCCUAGAGAAGAGCUUCGCCGUGGAGAACAAGCUCGAACCGGACCGGAAAACAGAGCUGGCCAAAAAAAUCGGUUUGCAGCCGAGGCAAGUCGCGAUCUGGUUCCAGAACCGGCGAGCCCGGUCCAAGACCAAAGUUCUCGAGCGAGAAUACGGUUCAUUGAAAUCAUCCUACGAUAAGCUCAAGUCCGAUUACGAUUCCCUUUCCUCAGAUAAUGAGAAGCUUAGAAACGAGAUUUGUCUGUUAAGCGCGAAGCUGGUGGAGAAGGGAAAUGACGGAAGUACCCCAGUCGACGUUGCACCUUGCAAGCAGGAGGAUGCUUCAAGCAACUCAUCCCAUGUGUUUGAGGCGGAUCAGGCAUCGGCUUUGGAGCAAGAUGGUGAAGAGGAUGAGAGUCUUGUGCAAAGAUUGUGUUUGCCUAAGCUUGAGAGUGAAUACUAUGAUGAUCAUUUGCAGCCUAAUUCUUGCAACCUUGGAUUUCCUGUCCAAAAUCAAGGAACGUGGUUUUGGCAAUGUUGAUUUGGGGUUCAUGAAUGUGUAUUUGUUCAUUGCUCCAGUUUUAUGUGUAUGUGUGUUGAUAAGGGCAAAGAAGAAAUAAUGGAAGGCUUUAAUUUUAUGUUUCUUCUUGAA